Messenger RNA from Ornithodoros turicata, 639 nucleotides. RefSeq lists its product as uncharacterized. The transcript has 5 exons. The record is from RefSeq and is a predicted model, not a curated record. Bases 231 to 560 code for a protein of 109 amino acids. Gene Ontology annotation, biological process: DNA-templated transcription. Lineage: Eukaryota; Metazoa; Arthropoda; Arachnida; Ixodida; Argasidae. Gene Ontology annotation, cellular component: RNA polymerase III complex; RNA polymerase I complex. Gene Ontology annotation, molecular function: protein dimerization activity; DNA binding.
GGCACAUGGGCACACACUGCGCUUUAGGGCCUCCCAACAUGGCGGCCCGAAUGCACGCCUCUCCCCCACGAGCCCCUCUCCCAUGCGCGAUCCAGCCUUUAUAUAUAGAGAUCAGUGGCGUUUCUCCGAGCGAAUAAACAUAAACGCGCUACUGGAGUAGGUGGUAUAUAGGCCGUAGGUGGGUCGUGUAUAAAAGUAUCAUCAAGUCAAACCAAAUCUCACAGAGGAGUAUGGUCGGACAUCUAAAAGUUUUGAAGACUGCUGGAGAAGAUGACGAAAAAUGCCGAACUUUCCUUCUCGACGAGGAGGACCACACGCUUGGCAACGCUUUGCGUUACGUGAUCAUGAAAAACCCUGAUGUCAAGUUUUGCGGCUAUUCAAUCCCCCAUCCUUCAGAACGGAAGGUUCACCUUCAUAUUGAAACUUUUGAAACAACAGCUGUGGCAGCCCUGAAGAAAGGCCUUCAAGAUCUUCAUGAAAUGAGCAAGCAUAUCUUGAAAGUGUUUGAGGACACUGUUGAAAGUCAUAAUGCGACGGCUUUGCAAAAAAUGGAAACUUGAAGGGUGAAAGAAAGAACAUGUACAUAACUGUGCUGCAUCAUGCUCGUUAAUUAAUAAAAGGCUUUGGAAGUUUAGAAAA